UCUAGUCUGUGAUUGCGUGUUGAAGCUUGAAAAACGUAAACACUGAAAGUGUUCAAGGUUUAUUCCUAUUGGAGACAUUAAUAAUUAAAUCUUAUCUUAUCAACUAAUUGAAAGCAACGUAAUUUCCAAUGAUAGUUAGAUUUCAAAGCUACAUUUCCUCCAAAAACGGGUUUGUUUGCAGUGUUUGUUGACUAUGAAAAUACCAGCUAUGAGGAUAAGUUGUGAUAAUUUUUGCCAGUCUACCAUGACGCUUUAGAUUAUAUUGAAAUUUGAAUUUACCAACGCAUUUAUCAUGCUAAAAGUAGGAUUACGGGUUGUAAGAGGCCCUGAUUGGAAAUGGCAGAUGCAGGAUGGCGGUGAGGGACAUUGCGGAACGGUUAUUGAGAUCGGCAAAUUGGGAAGCAAAGAAUCGCCCGACAAAACUGUUGUUGUCCAAUGGGACUCUGGUACCAGAACAAAUUAUCGGGUUGGAUUUGAAGGUGCUUAUGACCUGAGAAUAGUUGAUAACGCUCCGGCUGGUGUAUGUCACGCUACAAUAGUCUGCGAUGGCUGUAAGAAACAGGGUAUUGCAGGCAUACGCUAUAAGUGCACCAGGUGUUAUGACUACGACCUGUGUUUCCAAUGCUAUAUGUCAGAUCAACAUGAUAUCAACCACCCGUUUCAGAGAUUCGACACGGCUAAUUCCCUCGGGAUCGAUCUGCCUCCUCGAAGGGGCUCGACCAAGUUGCAACUGCAGGGCAUCUUUGUGGGGGCCAAAGUGGUCAGGGGAGCCAACUGGGAGUGGGGGAACCAAGAUGGCGGAGAAGGCAAGGAAGGCAUAGUCCUGGACGUGAAAGGCUGGGAGAACGAGUCUGUGCGUUCGGUGGUGAACGUGUCUUGGUCGACCUCUGGCUCCAUCAACGUCUACCGGCUGGGUCACAAGGGCAAGGUCGACCUCAAGUGUGUCAACACCACCUCGGGCGGAUAUUACUAUCGCCAACAUGUGCCUGUGCUAGGUCAAGGAGUAGACUUGGACGAGUUGGCAGAGUCGACCAACGCGCAGAAGCACUUGACCUUCAACCCAGGUGACAACGUCAAGGUCAUGAUGAGCGUGGACGCCCUCAAGCAGAUACAGGAGGGCCAUGGCGGAUGGAACCAGCGCAUGGAGACUUACAUAGGCGAGAUGGGCGUAGUGCACCGGGUGACGGACAGGGGUGACAUCCGUGUGAAGUACGAUGACGGCAACCGGUGGACGUUCCACCCGGGCGCACUCACCAAGAUAGACCGGCACCAGGUGGGCGACCUGGUGUGUCUCAUCACCGACCAGGCGCGCUGCAGGGAGCUGCAGAAGGGACACGGCGAUUGGGUCGACAAAACUCAAAACGGUCAGUUCAAAUUCAGAGCGUUGGGCAAAGUGGGUCGUAUCACGCAGAUCUACCCAGAUGGCGACCUUAGAGUGAAGGUAGACAAGGACAAAUAUACCCUGAAUCCUCUCUGCGUCACUCCCAUACCGAGGACAGCAGUUGAAGCCACUAACGAGGCCAACCUGUCCAGUCUGUUGGACAGUCAGUUGCGACUGGAUGGUGGUGGGGCGGGGCUGGGGGCGGGGCUGGGGGCGGUGCCCUGUGAGACGUUGCUCAGAGAGGCGGCGCACGGACAUGUCGACUUUGUGCGCGAAUUCCUGCUCAAACAUCCUGACAAGGCCAACCUGUCCAGUCUGUUGGACAGUCAGUUGCGACUGGAUGGUGGUGGGGCAGGGCUGGGGGCGGGGCUGGGGGCGGUGCCCUGUGAGACGUUGCUCAGAGAGGCGGCGCACGGACAUGUCGACUUUGUGCGCGAAUUCCUGCUCAAACAUCCUGACAAGGUGGACGUGCGCAGUGGCGGCAACAAGACAUGCCUGAUGGUCGCUUGUCACCAGGGUCAUAUGGACAUUGUGUGCUUACUGCUAUCGCAUCAGGCCAACAUUGAACUGGAGGAUGCUGAUGGCGACCGAGCACUGCACUACGCCACGUUUGGGAGUCAGCCGGACAUAAUUGAGUUGCUGUUGAACAGAGGUGCUGACAUCAACCAGGUCAACAAACAGCUGUGCUCGGCUCUGCAUAUAGCUGCCAACAAACAGCAUGUCAGCUGCACCCGAGUCCUGCUCAAGUACAGUGCCAACGUCAACAUACAGGAUUCGUACGGCGAUACACCACUGCACGACGCCAUAGGCAAGGAUAAUUUGUCGGAAAUAAUAGAGCUGCUGUGCAGUGUGCCUAGCAUUGACUUCUCACUGUACAACAAGCGGGGCUUUAACGUACUGCAUCAGGCGUCCAUUAAGGGAAACAAUUUUGCUACAGAGAAGAUCCUGGUGCGUUCGCGACAACUGGUGGACGAGAAGAAGGAGGAUGGCUUUGGGCCGCUGCAUCUGGCCUGCCUGAAUGGCCACAAGGCCACAGCCGAGACUCUGCUGGUCAAAGGCCAGGCGCACAUCGACAUACGCAACAACAAACAGCAGACGCCGCUGCUGCUAGCCGUGUCUCAGGGUCAUUGUGCGGUGAUUGAGCUGCUUGUGAGUGCCGGCUGUGACUUGGAGGCAGUGGAUGAGGAGGGGGACUCUGCCCUGCACAUUGUCCUCAUGAAGCGCAACUCGAUCAGCACCGAAAUACAGGAAGAACAGGCGCCCACCAUACAUGGCAUCUGGACACAGGUCUCGCCAUGCUACGAGGGCUAUUCGGUGGCGCUGGCCAUUGCCUGCUACCUGGUGCAGGAAGGCUGUCAGCUGGAUCGGCCCAACCUCGCCAACAAAACACCGCUUGAUUUGGUGGCCGACACCAACUUUGCUCAGAUUUUCAACCGAUACAUCAUCGGACAGAGGAGCUUGGCAGCCGACGAAGCAGCAGCAGCGGCAGCAGUUGAGGGGGAGACGAGUGGAGGCGAUGAUGAGUGUGGUGGGGGUGAAGGGGGUCGCAAGAAGCCGAAACCGGUCGAGUGUGUGUUCUGCUCGGAACUGUUUGACUCGCUGGUCAUCCUCGAACCGUGCAAGCAUCGUAUUGUGUGUGAAGAGUGCAGUUCGCGACUGAAAAAGUGCUUUCUCUGUCAUCGUAUCAUCGACAAACGCAUCACGCAAGACGGACGAGUGGUGGCGUUGAAAUCGAAACAGCCCAACCAGGAGCGCAUCCGCUAUUUGGAGAGCAAAAUGGUGGAGAUUGAGGAGAGCAUCAGCUGUCCCAUCUGUAUGGAGCGAAAACGCAACACUGUCUUCCUGUGCGGUCAUGUCGCCUGCGACAAAUGCUCGCAAACGUUGCAGACUUGCCACAUGUGUCGCAAGGAAAUCACAAAGCGCAUCAACAUCUAUUGAGUGAGACCGUUUACACGGUGCCACUAGAGUCGCAAGGGAUUACCAAGCGUAUCUACAUCUAUUGAAUCUUCGUUUACACGGUGCCACUAGAGUCGCAAGGGAUCAUCAAGCAUAUCUACAUCUAUUGAAUCCUCGUUUACACGGUGCCACUAGAGUCGCAAGGGAUCAUCAAGCAUAUCUACAUCUAUUGAAUCCUCGUUUACACGGUGCCACUACAGUCGCAAGUGAUCCUCAAGCAUAUCUACAUCUAUUGAAUCCUCGUUUACACGGUGCCACUACAGUCGCAAGGGAUCAUCAAGAAUAUCAACAUCUAUUAAGUGAUACCAUAGAGAAACAAUAGCGUAAGUAGAUAUCCCAUGGUAUAGGGCGUUUAUGUUGCAACUUUUACUGUUAUCUCAAACCGAUUACUGUCGAUUAUUGUCUAUUUUUACUGUUUUGUCGGGGU
Messenger RNA from Nilaparvata lugens (brown planthopper), 3764 nucleotides. RefSeq names its product E3 ubiquitin-protein ligase MIB2 (gene mib2). Gene Ontology annotation, cellular component: cytoplasm. The coding region runs from base 293 to 3319 and encodes 1008 amino acids. The record is from RefSeq and is a predicted model, not a curated record. The transcript is spliced from 17 exons. Lineage: Eukaryota; Metazoa; Arthropoda; Insecta; Hemiptera; Delphacidae. Gene Ontology annotation, biological process: protein ubiquitination. Gene Ontology annotation, molecular function: ubiquitin-protein transferase activity; zinc ion binding; protein binding.